This is a messenger RNA of Branchiostoma belcheri (Belcher's lancelet), 1153 nucleotides long. RefSeq lists its product as uncharacterized. The record is from RefSeq and is a predicted model, not a curated record. The transcript is spliced from 8 exons. The coding region runs from base 1 to 852 and encodes 283 amino acids. Lineage: Eukaryota; Metazoa; Chordata; Leptocardii; Amphioxiformes; Branchiostomatidae.
AUGGUUGUCGCUUCGGUGAACUACCGGUUCUUUACCAGAAAAGCACUGACUAAGGAUAUAGCCAACAUCGAAGACUGGUUCGAGAGGUCUAUCGGUGCGACCACCGGUGAGUUCGAGUUUGACUUCACCCCUGCCGGCUGGGUCUUCACGCUCUGGGCCGUCAUCUUCUUCUGGAACCUCAUCUGGCACUUCUACGCGCUUACCACCAUCUGUCGCAGGUAUAAGCAUGAGUACGUGUACGUGUUCCCCAACGCCCUCCCCACGCCGUUCUGGGUGGCCUGGAUCAUCAACCUGGGGCUCAACAUCGGCUGGCAGUUCCUGUUCGACCGGCGAUACAUGAUCCCGGCCGCGGUCUUCAUGGCGCUCAUCGUGGUGUCACUCAUCGUCUGCCUGGCCACCACCUACUUCCGCACCUGUAGGGACGGAGCCUGGAUGAAGGAUAACAUGCCGGGCGAUCUGUACGCAGUUCGGCUCCUGUGUCACAACGGCCUGGGCAUCUACAUCACCUUCGCCACGGUGCUGUUCCUCCUCAACCUCGGCAUCUGCCUCAUCUUCUGGGGAACGGGAUUCGCCAGGAUUGACGUGACCACGGGCCUGUUCUCUGCGCUGGCGUUCCUGAUGCUGGUGUGGUUCGUGCUGGAGAACUUCACGCCGCUGGAGCCGUACUGCCGGUACACCCUCACCAUCUGGCCCACCCUCAUCGUCCCGCCCGCCAACUUCUGGGACGAGAACGACCGUAACGACAUCUACAACGCGGUUCUGCUGGGCCUGGCCUGUCUGUUCUGUCUGCUCCGCUUCAUCCUCGUGCUGGUCAACCAUCGCAGGAAGCCCAUCGACUACGGAAUGUAUUGAUCACGAAGACUGAUCCACAUUGAUUCCAACUGAUUGAUGACGCAGGAUGAUUGACACCAAUCACAGAACACGAUGAUAAGAGAUUAUGAGAUUGAUCUUACUUAAUUGAAAUAUGAUUAAUUGGUUAAAAUGCAGUAAUCGAAUGUUGAAUGGUAUCUUUACAUGUUAAUCAUUACAUGGUUAUGAAUGAACUUGAUCAACGAAUGAAAGGGCAUUGAAAGCUCUAUGAAUGUAAAUUCCCUUUGGAUGUACAGUCAAACCUGUCUAUCAUGACCACUUCAAUACUUUUGUCAUUGGGAAA